This is a messenger RNA of Aspergillus nomiae NRRL 13137, 528 nucleotides long. Its product is annotated as frataxin family protein. The transcript is spliced from 3 exons. Gene Ontology annotation, biological process: iron incorporation into metallo-sulfur cluster; intracellular iron ion homeostasis. The coding region runs from base 1 to 528 and encodes 175 amino acids. Gene Ontology annotation, cellular component: mitochondrion. The record is from RefSeq and is a predicted model, not a curated record. Gene Ontology annotation, molecular function: ferroxidase activity; ferrous iron binding; 2 iron, 2 sulfur cluster binding. NCBI's taxonomy places the organism in Eukaryota, Fungi, Ascomycota, Eurotiomycetes, Eurotiales, Aspergillaceae.
AUGCUGUCCCGCUUUCCUCGAGCUCUCCCAGCGGCCAUCCGCCCGACCCUCCGCGUCGGCCGGAUCUCAACGCCAGUAGCUUCUCAUUUCCAACCCCAGGCGAAUCUGGCCCCUCGCUCAUCUCGUCGGGGCUUCCGUUGCACCCCUGCAGCUCACGGAGAAUACCAUGAAUACGCGGAACAUUAUCUCAAUGUGCUCCAGAGCGAGAUAGAGAAGGUGCAAGAGGAGGGCGCAGACAUAGAGGCUGAGUAUAGUGCCGGAGUAUUGAACAUCAUCCUUCCCAGUGCCGGCACCUAUGUCUUGAACAAGCAACCCCCCAACAAGCAGAUCUGGCUCAGCUCCCCUAUCUCUGGUCCCAAGCGGUACGACUGGGUUGUGGAGGGGGACCACAUGCACGAGAAGCAGGAUAGUAGGCCCUUUGCUAGUGGGCAGUGGAUCUAUCUCCGGGAUGGGUCUAAUCUGACGGACCUGUUGAACACCGAGUUGACCUUGAAUAUCCCGAAAGAUGUCUACUCUGAGGAACUGUGA